UAGCCGAUUCGCCACGGGUGUAUACAAGAAACAACGGUGUGUCCCACCAUCAAUCACCGAAAGUAAAAAACAAACAACCCAAUGACAACUGUAGGAGCGAUGGAGCAGUGCCUGGUCCUGGUGUGCCUGCUCCUGGCAACGGUGAGCGCGAGUCCACCCCAGUGCUGCCCACAAGGGCAAAGUUACGUCGACGACUCGAAAAACUGCACGGACGGGAGGGGCAUCCUACUGAACUGCGCCGGGGGCUUCUACAUGCACGGGCUCCAGCCUGAGGUCGGCGAGGAGCCGUACACCUUCACGCUCGACGCCAACAACGCCACGUGGGUCCAGUUCAACGGGUCCACGGGCUUCAAAAUCCCACCCGACGAGUACUGCCUGGCGUCGAGAACCACGGGCGGCCGGGAGGUGAUGCUGAUCUGCUUCGUCGAGGAAACAAAGGACCCGAGGAUUCUGAUUUUCGGGACGCUGAGCUUGGUGUCGAGCGUCUUCCUCGCCGUGACCCUCUUCGUGUACCUCGCGCUCCCGGAGCUCAGGGAGGUCCAGGACAGGGCGAUGACGUGUAUGACCGCCAGCUUCAUGGUUGCCUUCUUCUUCACCGGGAUCCAGCAGCUCAACGAGUCGACCCUCAAGGAGGAGUUCACCUGCGUCUUUGUCGCUUUCGUCAUGUACUACGCCUACAUGAGCGCCUUUUGCUGGCUGAACGUCAUUUCGCUCAACAUAUGGAGAUGUGUGUGGUGA
Messenger RNA from Copidosoma floridanum, 738 nucleotides. RefSeq names its product putative G protein-coupled receptor Mth-like 1. Lineage: Eukaryota; Metazoa; Arthropoda; Insecta; Hymenoptera; Encyrtidae. The record is from RefSeq and is a predicted model, not a curated record. Gene Ontology annotation, cellular component: membrane. Gene Ontology annotation, molecular function: G protein-coupled receptor activity. Gene Ontology annotation, biological process: cell surface receptor signaling pathway; G protein-coupled receptor signaling pathway.